CGAAUUUCGAUUUUAAAUUUUAAUUUUCAUAGGUUAUAAUCUCAGGUUAAAAUCAUUUCCCGCAUAUAUUCUGAAAUUCAAAAUAUUUAUAAUAACUUGUAUAAAGUAAAUAAUCUUAUCUACCUUACUGUUUAUUUACAUAAUCAAUAUUUCAAAAAUCAAUCGAUCAAAAAUGGAUUUUAACUUCCUGACUGGAUUGGGAUGCGGCAUUUGUAUAGGGAUAUCAAUAUUUGCACUGAAAAAAUAUCUCGGAAUUAUCACCGAAACCGCAAAAGUAGUGAGAAAGAUUGCAUCAGAUUCAGAGUACAAAAUGGUGUUAGUAGUACGGACAGACCUCAAUAUGGGCAAAGGAAAGAUUGCGGCGCAGUGUGGCCACGCGGCUGUGGGUGCCUAUGAGAAAGCGUUGAAACGAGACCCCGAAGGUUUGAAGAGUUGGCAAGCGACUGGUCAAGCAAAAAUAGCACUAAAAACAGAUUCUGUGGAUGAAAUCAAACAAAUAGCAGACAAUGCUAAGAAAAUGGGACUAGUUACCUCCUUAAUAAGAGACGCAGGAAGAACUCAAAUAGCUCCCAACUCUAUUACAGUGCUUGGUGUAGGUCCAGCACCUAAAGAUGUUAUUGACAAAGUUACUGGGCAUUUAAAAUUAUUGUAACUUUGUAAUAAAUAUGUUGGUUAAUUGUAAUAUAAA
Molecule: messenger RNA, 688 nt
Organism: Bicyclus anynana (squinting bush brown)
Lineage: Eukaryota; Metazoa; Arthropoda; Insecta; Lepidoptera; Nymphalidae
Product: peptidyl-tRNA hydrolase 2, mitochondrial
Exons: 2
Coding region: 173-652 (159 amino acids)
Cellular component (GO): mitochondrion; cytosol
Molecular function (GO): peptidyl-tRNA hydrolase activity
Source: RefSeq, a predicted model, not a curated record